CACAGCAGCAACACACGUGGUUGACUCCGAUGUUUAUAAAAUUCAAAAUUUAAAAGGUUUUAAGGACUGCUGACUUAAUUACUAAAGAUUUAUUGAUUUUUCGAGUCUUCAUCAUUUUAUGAUCUUGGUGUCAUCUUGUCUGGUUACUGGUACCUCUUUAAUCUGAGUAAUUCGUACACAAGGAGAAGUAGCUGUAGAUGGCCUAUUAAAAUACCUCUCUAGCUAGGCAAGGCAUAGGCCUAUUUGUUGAAGCAAGUGCCUAGUAGUACUAUACCUAGCUUGCUUCUCAGUAAUAUUAAUUAAUAUGGAUUUGCCUGCUGUUGGCGACGAGAUAUUGAACCUGAAUGUUGGGGGAUGCAUCUAUACAACAAGUCGCUCUACGUUAAUGCGUUAUCCGGAUUCGAUGUUAGGAUCAAUGUUCAGCGGCCGGUUGCCAACUAUCGUAGAUGAUCGAAAUUGCUACGUCAUCGACGGAGACGGUCCAACAUUCCGGCACAUUCUCAAUUUCCUCCGUCGAUCAAAGCUUAUCCUUCCUGAUGGUUUUCAAGAGUGGGAUAUUCUAUCGGCUGAGGCAGACUACUAUCAAAUACAAGAGCUCAUUCAAAUUAUCAACGAAACGAGAAAACGCAUUCGAGAGGAUGCAUUACCACUGCCACCACUAGCUAAACCAGAUUCCUUUGAAUUCUUAGAAUUAGAAUAUUGUAAGCCUAAAGACAGUUGGCGGAUAUCUGGAAAAAUUAAUGCAAUUCGUAAAUUACCAAUGAUGGGAAAGUAUGACAAUGAGUACGAAUUCGAAUGGCUUGAGUAUCAGGACCCUGAACCAUAUGAUGAGUCUAAAUACUACAUAUUUACACCACAGUAUGUUGAACGACUGCAGUUGUUCGUUGAAAUUUCCCAACAAGGUUUCACCUUGAUCUCUUCAUCCCCAGGAAUUGAUGAUUUCACAUACAGAUGGACAUUUUCAAGAAGAGACAAGGCCUAGAGACCUAAAUAAUGCACAGUACUCCAGUAUUUGAUAGAAUGAGAAUGUAUUUUUUAUCAUCUUGGAGGCAAAAUGUGAACAUGAAGCUAGUGCGGAUAUUUUCGCAAAUCAAAUCAAUCCAUGGACAUUUCCGGAUUUUCAGACAACUGACCAAUCACACGUUAUUCAAUAGUCAGGCAUAUGCGCAUUCAUUUACCAACAAGUUUACACUAUUCCAGCUCCGUCGCCAAAUUGGACUACUGUAUGAUCCAGUUUGAUAUAUGUGAGGUCUCACCACGAAAUGAGACGCAUCGUUGGUGAAAUCAUUACGAGAUAAUCACCAAAAUAGGCCAAAGUCAAAAUUUU
Anneissia japonica is the source of this 1327-nucleotide messenger RNA. RefSeq names its product BTB/POZ domain-containing protein KCTD6-like. Gene Ontology annotation, molecular function: protein binding. The coding region runs from base 305 to 982 and encodes 225 amino acids. Lineage: Eukaryota; Metazoa; Echinodermata; Crinoidea; Comatulida; Comatulidae. The record is from RefSeq and is a predicted model, not a curated record. Gene Ontology annotation, biological process: protein homooligomerization. The transcript has a single exon.